AUGAGUGAAAGGCCCGUGCCCAGAAGGGAGAGCCCCUGGGGAGUGUCCGAUGGCUACCACCCUGAACCCAAAGCCCACCGGUGCAAUGAUCGAGCUGAAGAUGUGAUCUAUGCGUUUUUCGAAGGUAACCCUUUCAAAACAGUUCCAGGCCCUUUCAAGCUAUUUUAUCGGUGCAUGCGCUCCAAGCCCGGGGAAGAGCCUACCGAACCCUUCUAUUACUUGGACUUGGAACCCCCCAAAAGAGAAGUAAAACUUGAGUAG
Striga hermonthica is the source of this 261-nucleotide messenger RNA. The record is from the annotation of a GenBank genome assembly. NCBI's taxonomy places the organism in Eukaryota, Viridiplantae, Streptophyta, Magnoliopsida, Lamiales, Orobanchaceae.